Heterocephalus glaber (naked mole-rat) is the source of this 3656-nucleotide messenger RNA. RefSeq names its product mature T cell proliferation 1 (gene Mtcp1). NCBI's taxonomy places the organism in Eukaryota, Metazoa, Chordata, Mammalia, Rodentia, Bathyergidae. The record is from RefSeq and is a predicted model, not a curated record. Gene Ontology annotation, molecular function: protein serine/threonine kinase activator activity.
GCUGAUCAAUGUUUAAAAACUGUUCAAAUACCUGGAAAUUAAAGCAAAUCAUACUUUUUUUUAAAGACAAAAUAAUUCAUUUGAUAAAGGAAAAACGUUGGUUUUCUUAGUAAUCUAUGAAAUCUUGUUACAUGUCAUCCACUUAGAACCUAAUUUUCAAAAUGCCUAAAAAGAAUUUGUGCCAAUAUGGUCUCUGGCGUCAAGGUGACCCCCAUAGGGACAAUCUCUUUUAGUGGAUGAUACAGCUGUAAAGUUAUCUAAACAUUUUUUGCAGUCUAUCUGUAUUUGCAGCUGGUAAUAUUCUUUGAAUUGCACAGGUUUAUAUUUUGUGUAUAGUAUUGCACUUUGUACCUAAGUUUAUCUUGAGGUUUUAAGAGACCCAUUUUACUUCGAGGCGUCCUGAAUUUUGUGGACAAGUGUUAUAUGCAAAAAAAAAAUGUUCUCUGGUCGAAUAAAUUUAGGAAAUGUUAAACAACACAAAGUUUCUUUACUGCAUAACUUUCCAGAACUUUUAAUAUGCUAAUAUGCUUGAUAACUCAACAUUUCCAAACUUAUUUGACCAAGGAAAAUAUUGGGAGCAAGUGCUCUGUGAAUCACAUUUAGGGAAAUGGUGUCCCAUUCAACCUGUGGCUUUGAGAGACUUUGAAUCCAUCUUGCUCAGCCUUUGCUUUUCUCUGCUGAGGAUGUGGUUAGUCAACAACGUUCACGUGGUGAUUUGUCUGCCCCUUGAUCACUGCAGUUCUCCUCCCUAGGCCUUCAUGCUGUGUGAAUGGUACCCAAGUCCAGAGGGCGCUGAGGGUUGUCCCCAGGCUCAUCUUACUGAGGACAACAUGUUAACCUUUGGGGUAGAGCAGCACAUACCACUGCCCUUCUGAGAAUAUUUUGUAGUGAUUCAUAGGAACUCCAAACAUUAUCUCCAGUCUGUCUGCCCUGUCUUCUGCUUGAAUUAUUUCAUUUUAAUAAUAUCAGUAUAAAGAAUGAAAGAAUAAAGUUUUGUUUUUAUUCAAAAGCAAUUUAAAUAUCAACAUGAUGAUUGUUGCUAGGACCUAUGUAUAAAUUUGAAAUGGUCCUGAAACCCUUAAUGCUUGGCUUCUACUUUUUUAAAAAAAAUUGCUGGCUACAACUAUGCCUUUUGUGCUCAGAUUCAAUAUAUUUAUUUGAUAUAACUAAUUUGAUAUAAACUAAUUUAGUAUAAAUUUAUAUAUUAAUACAUAACUUGACAUACUAAUAUAUUUCCCAUAUUAAUUUAUUUUCAUAUAUUUACUGGAUUUUUGUUUGGAUCACUUCUUUCCAAAGCUCUGGGGAGAAGGGAAGGUAGAACAAUGAUAUCCGCUAAAUAGAAAAAAUGGCUUAAAAUAAUGAGCCUGAAAUGAGUAUUUGGGGGAAGUUUGCUGGUUCUUGCUGGAAUUGGUGAGAGAUAGGAUGUAGCAACUGAAGAAAGAGAAGAAACCCACAGUAACUUCUAAAUUUUGAGUGUGUAAAAUCAGAAGAGGCGUUGGUUAAGGAUGAGUUUGAAAUGAGAGCAUAUCCGUGUGAAAGCAGGUGCCAAUGCCAGGCUUAGAGUCACAGCUACUCAAGGCAGAAUAGGUGAAGCAAAUGUGAUGCUUUUAAAUUAUUCACCAAAUCAGUUCACUUCUUAAGUCUGUAAGAGUUUUGUUUUGUUUUUUCUACUUUCCUUUUAGGAAAGCCAAACUGGUUACAAAAAAUAUCAGACUCAGGUAGUUAUCCUUGAAAAAAAAGGACUUGUUUUGCUUGAUUUAUAUCUCUGGCUUUUUCUUAUUCUAUCUCCUGGUUAGGCCAUCUGGUUUGCUCUGCACAGUCUCACUUCGAAGGAUUCUACCAACCUCCUGAGCUAUGCUGUAUUCUCUUUCCCACUCAGUGGCUACCUGAUGAGAAUAGGAGGCCUGUGUUUUGUGAGACAAAUCCCCCAUGCCACAAACAAGAGGCGUGUUUGUCUCUUUGAAAGGUAGAAAUAUGUGAAACUGCAGGGCCAUGAGCAGAGUCCAAAAGAUUCAUUCAUGAAAAGUACAUGUUAAGUUAUUGUGAGGUCCUGAAAUGAGUUUCAGGGCUGAGUAGAGGUGUGCUUCCUUUACACCUCUCAAAGUGCAGAGGGGCUUUUCUGGCUUAGGAAAUAAAAAUUUAAACCUAUGUCUGUAUGGGAAAAUGAGCUCCUACAACAUCCUGCAGCAUUAUUAAAAUGAAACAAAGAUCUAGAUGAAUAAUUAUCAUUGGCUCUCACACAGUUUAAAAUCACCAUGAUCCCCACAGUUGCUUGUAGCUCAGAAAUUCCAUGAAGUUGCCCUAAAUAUUUUUCCUAACAUAAAAAUCCCCUUUUGGAAAUGUCUUGUUACUAUAAGUAACCUUUCUUAGUAGACUGAUAAACUCUUAAUUUCAGUUUAGAAAACCAUGCAGAUGACUCAAUCUUUUUAAAAAAUAGAAACUGCUUGGAAGUGGCUUUUCCCUGGGGAAUAUGGCGUGCAUGUGUCUGUUUUAUUGCCUUCUUGACAAAAUAAUGUGCUCUUAGGCAUGCUCUUGUGCAUUUUCUAUCACUAACUAUAUUUUGCCAGACACUGUUUUGUGAAUGCAAAGAAUGGGUGAGACCAGUGCCCAGCGUCUUGUAGUGCUCCUUCUAUACGCCCACAGAACUUAUCUAGAGUCCUUGAGUGUUUUGUAGCCAAUAGCAUUACCUUGAGGCUCUGCCUGAGUAUCACUCAUUGUCACUUUCAGCCUUGCAGAAAGCAGAUGUCCUUGGUUCUAAUCAGGCUAUGCAAAUAGACAUGUAUGAGUUUUGGUUCUUGCUAGUCCCAAGUCACCUUGCUCAGUGGUGAGUUCAUCCAAACCCAGAAAGUCACACCUGUGUCCUGUGCACGGGUGCUGCAGGCUUAGGUGGAGAAAAGCAGGGAUAAAGUUGGAACCCAAAGCCCAGAAUGGCAGGAGAGGAUGUGGGGGCUCCACCCGAUCACCUCUGGGUUCACCAAGAGGGUAUCUACCGCGACGAAUACCAGCGCACAUGGGUGGCCGUCGUGGAAGAGGAGACGAGUUUCCUAAGGGCACGAGUCCAGCAAGUUCAGGUUCCCUUAGGUGACGCAGCCAGGCCAAGUCACCUUCUUACCUCCCAGCUACCUCUUAUGUGGCAACUCUACCCAGAGGAGCGCUACAUGGAUAACAACUCUCGCUUGUGGCAGAUACAGCAUCAUUUAAUGGUCAGGGGAGUACAGGAGCUGUUGCUUAAGCUUUUGCCUGAUGAUUAACCUGGUGCUGGGAUUCUAGGAAGAUAUGCUCCUCUGUUCUGUUCAGUAUAUGGCAAUCUCUUCAUCCACCUCUGCAGUGCACCCACUCUUGGGCCUGGGGGGAGGGAGUGGGUUGAAAACUGCUCGAGAACACAGACGUUUAGGAAGGGUCAUGAAGAACACUGCAAGUGACACUGAAGAGAGAGAGUUACACGGGCAGAAAGUGAGUCAACAAAAGCACUUAGUCAGGACACAUAACUUGAAGUUGACUCCUUUGGAAAUUGCCAUAGAACCUUUAAUGGACAUCACCGGCUGGAACUGGGGUCUGAUGAAUCCCACAAAAGUCAGCACGUGCUACAGAACAGAUGCCCUGAUCACCAAGGACUUGGUACUGAUUUAGAGAGAAGAGAGCAGCUCCUAGCAGCA